This is a messenger RNA of Bipolaris sorokiniana ND90Pr, 2164 nucleotides long. RefSeq lists its product as uncharacterized. Gene Ontology annotation, molecular function: oxidoreductase activity. Lineage: Eukaryota; Fungi; Ascomycota; Dothideomycetes; Pleosporales; Pleosporaceae. The coding region runs from base 430 to 2103 and encodes 557 amino acids. The transcript is spliced from 4 exons. The record is from RefSeq and is a predicted model, not a curated record.
ACAUGCCGGAUUACAGCUAUGGACACAUGGUGCAAUUGCGUGUGGCGUAGCCUUCUUCCCGGGAAGCGACUCAACUGUUGAGAUUCAUGCAAGUGAGUUGAUGACGUUUGUCUGCCGAUAGGUAUCUUUCGGGCAACCGGCUGGAGGGGAUACUAGGUGGGAUCGACGGGGUUUCGACAUGUGUGCAUGAGGGAAAGCGGGUAAGGCCUGGUUGUCGGGCAAGAGAUGGGGGCGUGGAAUGCUAGGCGGAGUAUCGGUCUUCUGGGAUUCAUGCAGGAGGGGUAUAUUGUGCGUUUGCUCGCGUAUAUAUAUGUGGGUGUUUCGCUGGGGCCUGGGUUGUUAAUUCGCCUCCUCCCAUCCCCGCAUCGAUUGAGCUUUGAUCACCAAGAGUUGGGCUAUCGUCUUUCGAUUUAGGAUUUUUUUACAAUCAUGGUGCACUUUCGUACAGAUAUCGGGGCGACGAAUGAGAUGGCGGAUCCGAAUAAUGAGAACUAUGCCAAGGAGCUCGAGACUGAUGUGUUGAUUGUAGGCGCUGGCUUUGGUGGCAUUUACUUGAUGCAUAAGCUUCGUCAGCAAGGGUUCAAGUGCAAGAUUAUGGAGGCUGGGUCGAAUAUUGGGGGUAUCUGGCAUUGGAACUGUUAUCCUGGUGCUCGCGUCGACUCUCAGAUCCCUAUUUAUGAGUACAGCAUGCCGGAGGUUUGGAAGGACUGGACUUGGUCAUGCCGGUACCCCGGCACAGAAGAACUUCAAAAGUACUUUGAUCAUGUCGAGAGGAAACUGGGUAUAAAGAAAGACUGUGCUUUCAAUACAAGAGUUGUUGGGGCACAGUAUGACAAACCGUCUUCAAGAUGGAUAGUGAAGACCGAGGAUGGCCGAACAGCGCGCUGCAAGUAUCUCCUGCUAGCUCUAGGGUUCGCAGCGAAGCGACACUUUCCAGACUGGCCAGGUAUGGAUAAGUUCAAAGGCGAAAUCCACCAUUCGAGUUUUUGGCCUGCGUCUGGAGUAGAUGUCAAGGGUAAGCGUGUUGCGGUGAUUGGAACCGGGUCGACGGGUGUUCAGAUUGCCCAAGAGACUUCCAAAGAAGCUGCCAGUAUAACGCAAUUUGUCAGGACACCAAAUCUCUGUCUGCCCAUGCGACAAAAACCUCUAACGAAAGAGGAGCAAGAGAAGAGGAAGCAGAACGAGUAUGAGGAGGUCUUUAAGAAGAGAUUGACGACUUUUGCCGGAUUCCAUUACGACUUUGUUCAGAAAAAUACCUUUGAAGACUCACCAGAGGAGCGCGAAGCAUUCUACGAGAAGAUAUGGGAGAAUGGUGGUUUCGAGUUCUGGCUGGCAAACUACAAAGACCUCUUAUAUGACAACAAAGCCAACCGCGAAGCCUACAAGUUCUGGGCAAAGAAGACUCGCGCACGGAUAUCAGACCCCGAGAAACGUGAGAUUCUCGCACCGCUGGAGCCACCACACGCCUUUGGCACCAAGCGACCAAGUCUAGAACAAGACUACUACGAGAUGCUCGACAAACCUGAGAACAAAGUUAUUGACGUGAAGAAAACGCCCAUAAAGGAGAUCAAUGAAAAGGGUAUCGUGCUCGCCGAUGGUACGCUUCACGAAUUCGACGUGAUCGCACUCGCUACCGGCUUCGACUCUGUAACAGGAGGCAUCAAGAGCAUGGGUUUGAAAGACGUCGACGGUGUCGAACUGUCAGAGAAAUGGAAGAAUGGGACGUACUCGUAUCUGGGUAUGACGAUAAGUGGCUUCCCCAACACAUUCUUCCUCUACGGCGCACAAGGUCCCACAGCCUUCUCCAACGGUCCAACAUGCGUGGAAGUUCAGGGUGACUGGAUCGUCGACGCCAUAGUCAAGCUCCGCAAUGAAGGUAUCACGUACUGCGAGCCCACGCAUGAAGCUGAGCAGCAAUGGCGGGAGAAGAUCAUGGAGCUGAGCGAUAAGACAUUGUUCCCGCAGACGAAGUCGUGGUAUAUGGGAGAUAAUGUGCCGGGCAAGGUUCGGGAGCAGUUGAGUUUUGCGGGCGGGUUUCCUUUGUAUAGAGAGUUGACGAGGAAAGCGCUUGAUAAUGGGUUUGAGGGGUUUGUUACUGUUUAAAAUUUUCUGGUUAGAGUAGAUGGAGUGUAAUUAUUUUCACGUGAUAAUGGUUUCGCCUCAG